AAUUCAGUUCGAUUUCGAGCGUGCAACAUGUAAAACGUGCCACAAGCGGUCUACGCAUUGCGUGAUAAGUUUAAUCUGAUCAAAAGUGAUUCAAAAUAAAUAGGUGAAUAGAAAAAGAAAAACAAAGCAUAUACAUACACACUUAUCUAACCUCAAAGUACAAAUGCGAGAGCUGGAUUUUUGAAAAUAAUAUUUCACCAGAAUAUGUGUGUUUAAGUGAUUGGAAUGAAAGUGCAAAAAAUGCAUAUAUGGAAUGCCUGUGUUUUUUACGAAUCCUAAAGAAUUUUAACUACUUACCUAACUAAUACCUAAAUAACGGUAAUUUCUUCAGCUCAUCAUGGGCCAAGUUAAUAGCCGACCGAGCGUACACAAAUAUUUUGCUGAUAAAACUUGCAUUGUAAUGAAUUAUGAGAUUAUUAUUUGCGGUGAAAGUGAAAUCAUUUCGCAUUGUAACCGGUAUAAUUAGGCGUAAAUUAAGUCCAUAAUAAUUUGACGCUACUAAAUUGUGGCGCCGCAAAGAAAUCGACAUUUAUAAUAGUGCACCAGUGACAAUAAAUUUUCUUCUGUUCGUUUUAACCUCCGUUCGCCCACCUAAAGGCAACUAACAACCAGCGAAAAUAGCGCCGAUUCCGCUAUACUGGCUACCGAAUGGAUAAUGGGUAUUUGUUUAGACACAGAUGCCAGCGCGGCACAAGAUACCGGCGAACAAGGCAACGAUUGGAGUCAUAUACGGAAUCAAAACAGUGCCAAUGGACGGAUCGGUACGGGAAACAUGGUCGCCAUAGACAUGCAAAAUGCUGGAAAAAUAAAAUUCGAUCCGCCCAAAGUGCCAGUGAUAUUUGUUUUAGGCGGCCCAGGUAGUGGCAAAGUCACGCAUUGUGACACAUUUAUGCAGGAGCGCCGCGGUGUGACGCACAUAAACAUGAUGGAUUUGUUGCAACAAUACGCAAUGGGGAACGAUAUGCAAGACUUCUCGCAACUAUCCUCGAAAACCGUCACAGAGGUGCUCAUGCUGGAAAUGAAAAUGGCUCCAGCUGCCAAAGCGUACCUAAUUUCAGGAUUUCCUCGCUCAAUGCGCGACGUGGUCGAAUAUUCGGAAAAGAUUCAAGUCGUGAAUGGAGUGAUCUUGAUAUCCUGGCGUCAGUCGGUUCUGCAGAAGCAAAUUGAUUAUGGCGCGAAAUUAGGUCAUGUCGUACUCUCCUUAGCCAAAAUGGAAUUAGAGAAUUUCUUCAAAAAUGUGAUGCCCGUAGCAGAUUACUUCGACCAAAGUGAUAUGCUAACAGCAGUAAAUGGCGAGCGUGCACCCGCCGAAGUGUACAAAGACUUUCGGGCCGCCAUACUCGAUGUGUUGAGCACGCUUGAGAACCAAGAGGCCAUGCUGAACGGAGUCACAGGUAUGGGCAGAGGGAUACAUGAUAUACCCGGCAGUAUAGUUAGCGUAGACACCGCACCUAGUCAAGCCGCGAAUAUUGCAGACAUUUCUAAUGCCAACGUCAACACAACUGUCUUUGCUGCCAACAACUACAACAACAUGAAUAGAAAUCACUACAACAACCAUGUGGGCAAUCCGAGCAUAACAAAUGCCGUGGGCGCGCAUAUUGCUUCAAGUGUCAACGCAGCUGCUGCGACGGCACGGAUGACAGAAGCCGAAGUCAUCACCACACAGCCUGAGGUGAUGAACCAACAAAACGCCGCGACAAGUAUGGACCUCAAUGUGGACAGCAUACCGCCAGUUAUUUGGGUCAUCGGUGGGCCGGGUAGUAACAAGGCGACACUCUGUAUGAAGGCCGUAGGGUUGAACCCUGGCUGGGGACACAUAAGCUUGGGACGUCUGUUGCGUGCUAUUACCGACUCGGCGCCACGUGCCAACACGGAAAGCUACACCGUCAAGGAGGCACUAUCCGCUGGCGAAAUGGUGCCAGAGAAAGCGAUCAACAACAUUCUCGACACGAAUAUAAGACAAUUGAUGGAUCGUAAAGGCAUAUUGAUCGACGGUUUUCCGCGAAACUUACAACAAGUCAAACAUUUUGAGAAUAAGUACAAACAACGACCGCCAAUCGUGCUGCUGGACUGCUCUAAAUUACAACUGGGGCGUGGGCGGGUUGACGAUACCGUGUCCUCGUUCAGGCGACGUUUGGAGCUCUUCCGCGAGCAAACCUUACCAAUGCUAAAAACUAUGGACAAUAGUAGUCGUCUACAAAUCGUCGAUGGCGAUACGGAUAGCCCAUCGGUGCAGCGCGAAUUUGAAAAAAUCAUACGUCAGCACAUACAAAGUAUUGAACAAACAGGUCCCUUAGGAAUGAACAACAUGGCUGACGCCGCUGUGAUGACGAAUCAUGUUGAUCAUGAUCAAACGGACGCUAUACUACAAGACUUAGAGAAUAAUGUUCCGGGUGCAGUGCCAACAAUAAGCCAUCAUGUAUCGCUCAUGAAUGGCCAUUUAAAGAAUCGAAAUAGCAGUGCUGCCAAUAAUGGUGGAGUGUUGAUGAAUGGUGACGCACGGAUGGCAGGCUUAACUGGUGGCAUUGAUUUCAGACAUAUGCUGCAGGAGGCCGAAAGAUACCCGGUGGACUCGUAUAUGUAAAACCUAAAAGCACUCGGAAUCACUUAGUUCCGGUAUGAACGUUGUCAAAGCAAUUCAACCACAUUAAUUUAAAGGUUUUACGUUACCCCGAAAGUUUUGGUCGUACUUUUUUUUGGCAAAAGUGGCUAGACUUGUUACAACAAAUUUUUUUGAAUUUCCCAACAUCCCUCUUAGCUUUCCAUAUUUAUACUCAAAAUAUCAAUAUUCGUUCAAUUUUGUUCCAAACUCUCUAUGGUUUUUAGAAUUAAGUUUUGGUUUCCUUUCAAGCCUUCAAUUUUAAAAAUUUGACAGUUAAUAUCUCGUAGAACUUUCUAGUUGUUUGUAAGUCAGACGACUAGUUGAGCUUGCCAGUCGCGCCAUACUUAUAUCUUUCCCGAUUCUUACUUAAAUUCACAUUGCGCCUCCUAAAAGCCUUGGUGCGAUUGGAUGACAUUGUUAAAAUAGUACUGUGAAAAGAUGUUACUAAUAUACAUAUGUAUGGAUAUAGUA
This is a messenger RNA of Bactrocera neohumeralis, 3073 nucleotides long. RefSeq names its product adenylate kinase isoenzyme 5. Gene Ontology annotation, cellular component: nucleus; cytoplasm. Lineage: Eukaryota; Metazoa; Arthropoda; Insecta; Diptera; Tephritidae. Gene Ontology annotation, molecular function: ATP binding; UMP kinase activity. The coding region runs from base 656 to 2584 and encodes 642 amino acids. Gene Ontology annotation, biological process: UDP biosynthetic process; CDP biosynthetic process. The record is from RefSeq and is a predicted model, not a curated record. The transcript is spliced from 8 exons.